AUGCUCCUCCUCUGCGCAUCCGCCAUCCCGAGCCUGCACGCCAGCACCGGGUGUAUCAAGGAGCGCAAGAUGCAGCCGAGAUGCAGCUCCUCCUCAGCGGGUGUAUCAAGUCUUGAUUAUGGAGCACCGGCGGCGGCCACGCACAUUCUCGCCGAGGCGGAGGCCGCGCACGCUGCAGAGGUCGCCUCGGGCACCGCCGCAGCCUUCCUCAGCCACCGCACUGCGUCAUCGCGCCGAGAGGUGGCCUUCAGCAGCCACCACGUCGGUGCUCGCUUCGUCGGUCCCGAUUCCGCCGCUCUCGGCGACGGCGCCUCCAGCGUGCAUAUCAGCGACGAGGCGGUCCUCGCUCCCGCCGAAUGCGCCGCCCUCCGGCUCGAGGCGCGGCUUGCGAUGGCAAAGGGCCUCUCGUCGCAGUUCACGUACACGGACGUGGCGCCAAUCCGAGAGGCGACCGGCGGAUGCUCCGCCGCAAGCUGGCUCGCCUGCUCCUCCCGCUGGUGGCUGGCCGCUUCGCCCUGCCUCCCGGCUCGCUGCGGGCAGCCCUUCCACCGCGACGAAGGGCUCGUCUCGUUCAACGUCCCUCUCUCCCGAGGGACCUGCUUUGAGGGGUCUGGCGCCGUGCUGCGCCCCCCGCAAGGGCGGCUGCUCUGCCACGCGUCGGGGAUGCGACACGCGGGCCACGCCAUCUCCCGCGGCGUGCGGUGGGUCCUCGUCGUCUUUCUGGUGUCGACGCGCGCGCCGCAGCUCGUGCGGCGCUGCUCCAACCUCGCCGCCGCAGAGGCGAGGCUGGCGGCGGCGGCCGAGGCGGCGAGGGCAGGCCGCGAGAGAGGCGCUUUGAGCGAGGACCGCAAUCUCGCGCUGCUCGUCGCGGUCGGCGCGGGGCGCGGCUUGCUCGCGCUGCGCGACGGCGGCGGCGGUGUGGAGGGGCGGCGAGGCGAGGGCUCGCGCCCGCAGGUGCUGGGAGAGCGGGCCGCGGCCGCGCGGGCGGGGUUCGUGGCGGAGCGAGCCGAGGGGGUGGAGAGAUGGCUUGGCGCCGCGCUGGCCGCGAUGGGCGGCGCAGAGAGCGAGGCGACGGACGAGGCGGAGGCUGUGCGGCGAGAGGCCCACCACGAGCGGAUGCGCGACGAGCGCGCUCGGGAAGCCGCCGCGGGCGACGCGGAGCUUCCGCCGGAGGACGACGCGGUCGAGAUGGCGAGCGCCGCCCAGCUGCUGGACAGCGUGGCGGAGGUGGGCCCGAACUACACCCUGCUGCGCAGCAAGGAGACGAAGGCGAAGCGGCGGAAGCGACAGCGCGAGGAUGCCAGGGCGGCGCUCGACGGCCACACUGUCCUGUCCACCGGAUCGCGCCUCGAGAUCUUCUGCGACAGCGAGCGGUGGUACCCUGCGACCGUCAUGGCGCGGGAGGAGGACGGGGACGGACGGAUCGCGCACCAGAUCGAGUACGACGGCUACCCGGAUCGGCGGUGGUGGCACAUGCUGGACGACGAGCGGUGGCGAGCCGUCGCAGAGCAGGCCGGCACGGGCGUAGGAGGCGCCGCCGCAGACGGGGAUGGGGAUGCGGCGAUGGACCGCGCGGACGGCGAGCGGGGCGCCCGUGCCGCGGGCGACGCCGAGGCGGCCGAGGUGCGGCCGGCGCCGCCUCCUGUGCGCCGGGGUGUGCAGCGCAGCGCGCUGGCGGACGCCCUCGAGGCGGAGGAUGACGAGCGGCAGGAGGAGGCCGCGUGCGGCGAUGGGCGGCCGAUGCUAGCGCCACACGGGCCGGCGCUGUCAGUGCAGCUUCGGCGCGUGCGCCUGCGGCUGCGCGAGUUCCUGGCGACGCAGGCCGCGGCGGGGAAGAGCGUGCCGAUGCAGCGGACGGCCCUCGGUCUGCACCCGACGAUGCGGUGGACGAUCCGCUUCGGCAAGUGGCUGGCGACGACGCGAAUUACCGCGCCGAGGGCGAGCCGGUGGCACGCGACCGAGCGGGGCGACGCGCGGGACGAGGAGCCGACGGUGCGCACGGGGCGCGGCGAGAACACGGUCUACGUCGCGCUGCAGCACAUGAAGAACCACGUGUGGCGCGAGAUCUGGCCGGCGAUGCCGGACGACGCGAGGCAGUACUGGCGGCUGGUGACCAAGCAGGUGAUGUCGCUGUACGACGGCGGCGGCGGCGGGAUGAAGGACGCGGCAGGAGCCGCCGGCCGGGCGGCGGGCCGCGAGGCGGCGCAGGAGAGCGCGUCGCACGGGCAGAGUGAGGCGGCGCAGCGGGCGGCGAGCGAGAGGGCGAGCGCGGUGGCGAGCCGGCGGACGAUGGCCGAGCUGCGCGAGGCGACGACGAAGCCGUGCACGAAGCAGCACCUCUUCCAGGUGGGAGAGUACCUAUGGGACAAAAGCGUCGAAAAUGUCCCAAAAAAGCGUGGCUCGAUGCCGCGCUCGCUGUGGAGCUGCCACAAACUCGCCGCCGAGCGUGCCACCGACGGCGUCCUGGCGGAGGUGGUGGAGUUUGAGACCUGA
Emiliania huxleyi CCMP1516 is the source of this 2493-nucleotide messenger RNA. RefSeq lists its product as hypothetical. The transcript has 7 exons. Bases 1 to 2493 code for a protein of 830 amino acids. The record is from RefSeq and is a predicted model, not a curated record. NCBI's taxonomy places the organism in Eukaryota, Haptophyta, Isochrysidales, Noelaerhabdaceae.